Strongylocentrotus purpuratus (purple sea urchin) is the source of this 652-nucleotide messenger RNA. RefSeq names its product protein lin-52 homolog (gene lin52). The record is from RefSeq and is a predicted model, not a curated record. Gene Ontology annotation, biological process: regulation of DNA-templated transcription. Bases 8 to 442 code for a protein of 144 amino acids. Gene Ontology annotation, cellular component: DRM complex. The transcript is spliced from 6 exons. NCBI's taxonomy places the organism in Eukaryota, Metazoa, Echinodermata, Echinoidea, Camarodonta, Strongylocentrotidae.
UUCAAUAAUGCAUUAUGCUGCCACACAAGUACACACAGCUCAUCCCCCGAAUGUAAACAUUGUACGAGAAACAACCGAGAGAGGGCUUGUAAAAAUGGCGUCGCCAGGCAGUGCGGAUCUGGAAGCAACUCUUCUGAGUUUUGAAAGGUUGGACCGAGCAUCACCAGAACUGUGGCCUGAGCAAAUUCCUGGAGUUUCCAAUUUUGCUGACAUCAAAAGUCCAUUCAACAAUGCAAACUCGCCCCCUUGGGAAGCUGAUUUGGAACAGAAUGACAUUGAUAUGCUCAAUGAGCUUGGUAGUUUAACUACAUCCAAUCUAAUGGAGAAAGUAAAAGGUCUGCAAAACCUAGCCUACCAACUUGGCUUAGAAGAAGCUCGUGAGAUGACAAGAGGAAAGUUUCUGGACGUUCUAUCAGGUAGCAACAAGAACAAGAAGAAAUGAAAACUCCUGUAUUAAAGAACCAUCUUAUGUCAAAGAUUUGAAGAGACUUGUACAAAGAAAGAACCAGGGAGACCAAGGGUUGUUGCUCAAGUGAUGUUUCUCCACCAAAAAAUGGAAUAAUUAGAAGGCAACAAUAGACCAGUUCUUCAUUAGCUUAUGGUUGAAUAAUCCAGAAUAUCCAGAUUACAUGGAGACGUCCCACUUUGUGCA